AUGGACCCUAAUCAAUAUAAUUUUCAACAGUCUAUGUUCCAUCUCAUACAAAAUCAGCAAAAUUCUAAUCCUCAAAAUUCUCAAUUCCCCCCACCACCAACAAACUCUACCGUAUUUUUUUCGCCACCAAACAACCCAAAUAUGUAUUUUAGACCACAUAGAAAUACUCAUGGGAUGAAUUUUUCUCAUCACGAACCCGAAACACCAAAUGGGUUUAUGUCCGAACGUCAAGUUCCACAAUUUUCAACUCAAGUUGGUAUUGAAAAUUUUACAAUUGAUAAAGAACAAUGGCGUCCAGUUAAGAAAAAACCUCGAGAGGUAUUCACAAGGGAAGAAGAUACACCUCUUAUGCAAUCAUGGCUCAAUGUUUCAAAGGAUCCAAUUGUGGGAGUUGAUAAAAAAUUCAAUAGCUUUUGGUUAAGAAUCACCGAUAAUUAUAACCAAUAUCGUGGGCACUCACGAGAAUAG
Vicia villosa (hairy vetch) is the source of this 468-nucleotide messenger RNA. RefSeq lists its product as uncharacterized. The coding region runs from base 1 to 468 and encodes 155 amino acids. NCBI's taxonomy places the organism in Eukaryota, Viridiplantae, Streptophyta, Magnoliopsida, Fabales, Fabaceae. The record is from RefSeq and is a predicted model, not a curated record. The transcript has a single exon.